UGGGCGGAGCCAAAGUGACGGCGCGAGCGCGGGUGGCGUGCUCAGUGCGCAUGCGCUGCGCCAGAAAAGUUCCGACGCGGUCAGUAGGCGCCUCUGCGUUUGCGCGGGAAGAUGGCGGAGCGGGUCCCCAAGUCGGUGCUGUUCGUGUGUCUGGGUAACAUCUGUCGAUCACCCAUUGCAGAAGCAGUUUUCAGAAAACUUGUCACUGAUCAAAACGUUUCCGAUGCUUGGACCGUGGACAGCGGUGCUGUUUCUGACUGGAACGUGGGCCGGUCACCAGAUCCGAGAGCUGUGAGCUGCCUGAGAAACCAUGGCAUUGACACAGCCCAUAAAGCCAGACAGGUUACCAAAGAAGACUUUGCCACAUUUGAUUAUAUACUAUGUAUGGAUGAAAGCAAUCUGAGGGACCUGACUAGGAAAAGUAAUCAAGUGAAAAACAGCAAAGCUAAAAUCGAACUACUUGGGAGCUAUGAUCCAGAAAAACGACUUAUUAUUGAGGACCCCUACUACGGGAACGACUCUGACUUCGAGACUGUGUACCAGCAGUGUGUGCGGUGCUGCAGGGCCUUCCUGGAGCAGGCCCACUAGCUGUCCCCCCUUGUUGCCCGUCGGGCGAGGGCCGGCGCUGCGACUCCAGCCGACCUGCUGUUUCUGGUCUUAAAACGUAGUUGUAGAUGGAAACCAGUUGUUGUGUUUGGCCAAAGAAUAAAUAAAUAUCUUGGACUCAGA
Messenger RNA from Rhinolophus ferrumequinum (greater horseshoe bat), 729 nucleotides. RefSeq names its product acid phosphatase 1 (gene ACP1). NCBI's taxonomy places the organism in Eukaryota, Metazoa, Chordata, Mammalia, Chiroptera, Rhinolophidae. Gene Ontology annotation, molecular function: acid phosphatase activity; non-membrane spanning protein tyrosine phosphatase activity. The record is from RefSeq and is a predicted model, not a curated record. The transcript has 6 exons. Gene Ontology annotation, biological process: protein dephosphorylation. Gene Ontology annotation, cellular component: cytoplasm. Bases 112 to 588 code for a protein of 158 amino acids.